GUGACCAGCCUCGAUGAAGCAGCAGCCGUCCUAGAGACUCUUGUGGCAGCCCUCGCCUUCGUCUCAAUUCCCUCACCCUACCCGCCACCGAUUGCGCGCGCGGCUCUUCAGCUCGCCCCGUCCCCAACAAUGGCGAAGAAUGAGGCCAUGAACCGCCAUGGUUCUGUCGAGAGCUCCGGAAGCUGGCGAUCUGUUCGCUCCAACGAUACCGUGCGACCUUUUGCCCGAUCUUCUCGUGGUACUCCCGUGACGGUGCAAACCGCCAAGGAUUCCAACUUUCUGCUAGAGAAGGAGUCUGACAUCUCACCUGGCACCCUGCCUCCAGCGCCUCCACCAAAGGAUCCCGGUCACAGACCUCGUCGGAAUGUCAAUGUAGAUAACCAUCAGACCAACGACUUCAGGGACUACCGGAAGCAGCUAGCUGUACUGGAAACAUCGGGGAGCAGAAUACCGUCAAUAUCGCGCAACCCACCCACCGCCACUUCGCCAACCCCUCCGUGGGCCUCAGGGUCCAAUGGUGCCAGCAUGGCUGCGAGCGUAUGGGGAAGUUUCUUCAACGAUUCCAACGAGGAUAUUCCUCAGUUGUCCCCUCAGUUCAGCCGCGUGGGAAGUAGCAGAGAUGACAUGAUGGCCUACGAUGAUGCCCGGCGGCCUUCCGCCGCCAGCGCGACCACAAUCAGUAGCACUGGCUCCAAGUCGAGUGCUAGUAGGGGUGUCGGUCCCGGAUAUCACAAACGGUUACAGAACGUUUUCGGCGAGGAAUUUCCCGCCGAUUCCCGCCAGGGCUCCGACACAAGCCUUCCGACACCUUAUGCAGACUCGCAGUCAAUGCGCUCGUUGCGGAACCGCAACAACUCCAUCAAUAACCCUCCGAUCAGCACCCACUUUCAUAGCAGGCCUGGUUCACCCAACGAGUCGCGGCCCCGCACUCCCCUCCCCUCGUCAGAGGUGACUCCUUGGGAAUUUCAAGACUUCAGUCAGAACAAGGAAUCGCCUGCCAACCUUGGAAAUGGCCGAUCAUCAUUCGAACAACAAUCCACGAAAUCGGGCAAAAGCUCGCACACCCACAAGCUCAAACUGCCUGGUCAUAGGCAUAAUCGGAGCAAAGAGGAGCCCAAAACACAAGAAGGACGUGUUGAAAUCAGCCAACCGUACCCUCUACGACCAGUCACCAGCCGAGGUGAAUCUGCGUUCAGCGUCAGUCGCGAUCAACCCUAUCAGUCUUCGUUGGGGAGCGCUUUGGGCUCCAAAUCCAACCUUCUUGCCCGCCCAUCCAGCCCUACUCCGAGCGCGUUCAGCGGGAUCACACGAGAAGGCUCCGGCUCUCAGAAAUCACCCAGCACGAGCAAAGGCCCCCGUUCCCUGUUUGGCCGUUGGGGAAAGCACAAGACGGAAAAGCCGGGAUCUGACCUACGGGAUCUGCAUUCAGCGCCAUCGACCACUUCCCUCCAACCAUCCAUCAAAUCUAACAAACAACUUUCAACAGAAGCAAUACCUAGCACGUUUGCGCCGAAAAAGAAGUCGACCAUGGAUAGCGCCAAGGAGAAGCCGCCUAAGGAGGGUAAGAAGGACCAUGGACGAAAACCCUUCAGAAGAGACAAGCAGAAAGACUUGCCAGCAUCCGAACAACCUCAAGGAAAGGAUCCAAAUGAAGCUCAGAUAGGGAACGACCUGAAUGGUGCCAUAUUCAAACUAGAUACGGAUCUCAAUGACAUGCGGGGUAUCGUUUCGACCACUUUGCCGCCACAACCAAUGGCAACGCCGAUCGGUGAACCGGUGUCUACCACUUUUGGUGUGGACGAGAAAGCAGACCCCAACGACGAAACAACGUGGCAACCACCCGAGUCUUGGAUCAAUCCGCAGCAGGAAGAAACACGAGAUGAGCAACCUGAUGUCGUGACGGAUAGCAGAAUGUAUUGCGUGCGCGUCUUUAGGGUCGACUCCACGUUUGCAACUCUCUCCGCAACUCUGGACACCACAGUUGCCGAGAUAAUCAGGAUAUUGGGCAAGAAGACCUUACUCCAAGAUGAACUGAACAACUACAAUAUCGUCAUGCGGAAACACGACACAUCGCUCCAGCUGGAUGCCAGAGAACGUCCUCUCCUGAUACAGAAACGACUCCUUGAGCAGGCUGGUUACACCGACGCUGAUCGUAUAGAUGAAAUUGGUCGAGACGACAAUAGUUAUCUAUGCAGGUUCACAUUCCUUCCCGCCAAGAUGAGCGGAUAUGCAAGUCUCGAAAAGGAUCCUGGGUUCACCAAAAUGCAGAAGUUCAGCCAUAUUGAUCUGGCGGGACGAAACCUCAUCACUAUACCCAUUGCACUGUACCAGAAAGCCACAGAGAUAAUAUCUCUCAACUUAUCCAGGAACCUCUCGUUGACCGUCCCAAGAGACUUCAUUCAAGCUUGUACUAACCUCAGGGAGAUCAAGUACACGAGUAACGAAGCUCGGAAAAUUCCAGCCAGCAUUAGUCUUGCCAGCCGCUUGACUAUGCUUGACAUAUCCAACAAUCGAAUCAAGGACCUCGAGGAGGCACAACUGUACAAGUUGGCAAGUCUCCAAGGGCUUCGACUCUCCAACAAUCGAUUGACUAGGCUCCCGGCUUAUUUUGGUCAUUAUCGCGCGUUGAGAAGUCUCAACCUGAGCUCGAAUUCUCUUAGCGAGUUUCCGGAUUUUCUGUGCGAUGUAAACACCCUUGUGGAUCUCGAUAUCUCUUUCAACUCCGUGGCCAGUCUUCCCAAGAUUGGGCAGUUGACCUGUUUGGAGCGACUCUGGGCCACCAAUAACAGACUAUCCGGUAGCUUCCCAUCUUCCAUCAGCAACCUAGUGAACCUUCGAGAGAUUGACGUACGGUUCAACGCUCUAAACAGCAUGGACGUCAUGUCACAAUUACCAAGACUAGAGUAUCUCUUGAUCGGUCACAACUCUAUAACAUCUUUUGAAGGUCACUUCCCCAAGAUGAGAGUACUUCACAUGAAUCACAAUCCAGUGACCCGCUUCACUCUAACCCAAUCGGUCCCUUCCCUUUCUGUCCUGAAUCUCGCAUCCGCCAAAUUGUCGCAUCUACCCGAAGACCUAUUCCCCAACAUCACUGGUCUCACGAAAUUGAUCCUCGACAAGAACCACUUCAGCUCCAUCUCAAGUAACGUUGGAAGGCUUGUGAGGCUUGAACAUCUCAGUAUAGCACGCAACUCUCUAGGCGAACUCCCUGCCGAAAUCGGCCAAUUGGCCGAGCUUCGUUAUUUGGACGUGCGAGAGAACAAUCUCAAUCAAUUGCCUGUUGAGAUAUGGUACGCCCGUCGCCUGGAGACACUCAAUGUGUCCUCCAAUGUUCUGAGAGCAUUUCCGAAACCAGGCACUGCCCCCCCGCCAGCUCCUGUGAACGGAGACCACACUAAUCUCGAUGGAGCAGCAUCCUUACCAACACCAGGACUGAACCACAGUCCUAGCUUCGAGGAGUUGGGCAAGUUAGAAGAUUUCCAAAACAGGCGUCCCAGCCAAACUUCAGCCAAUUAUCUGACAUCGGGUACGUCACCAGCAAGCUCGCAUCGAAAAGGUUCUAUGGCAUCAUACGGCUCUGCCAGUACGACAACAACAGCAAGGAAGCCAUCGGUGGCAUCACGUACCCAGACUGAAGGCACUAUCACACCUGUAUCACGCAAGGACUCCAGCCUUUCUAAUAGAUUGGUGACGACAUUUGCAGGUUCGUUGCGACACCUCUUUCUCGCUGACAAUGAACUCCCGGAUGACGUGUUUGACGAGUUGAGUUUGUUAUCUGAGCUGCGGAUAUUGAACUUGUCCUACAACAAAAUCUACGACAUCCCGCCACGGACUAUCAGGAAAUGGCAGAAGAAUCUUACCGAGCUAUAUCUCUCGGGUAAUGACCUGACCUCUCUCCCGGCCGAGGAUUUCGAAGAUGUAGGCUCUUUAAAAGUCCUUCAUAUCAACGGCAACAGAUUCCAGGUUCUUCCAGCCGAGCUUGGAAAAGUCAAACAACUCGCAAUCCUCGAUGUUGCCAGCAAUUCCCUCAAGUACAAUGUGUCCAAUUGGCCAUACGACUGGAACUGGAACUGGAACCAUCAGCUAAGGUACCUGAAUCUUUCAGGUAAUAAGCGACUGGAAAUCAAACCUACCCACGGUGGGUCCGCAAUGCGUGAAGGUCGCGACUUGACUGAUUUCAGCUCCCUCGUCAACCUGAGGGUACUGGGCCUGAUGGAUGUUACCAUGAUGAUUCCCUCCGUGCCAGAGCAAUCGGAAGACAGGAGAGUUCGCACUUCUGGCUCGACUGUUGGUGUCAUGGCAUACGGGAUGGCGGACAGCCUAGGUCGCAAUGAGCAUAUCUCCACCAUGGAUAUGGUCGUCCCUCGAUUCCGCGGAAUUGAGGAUGAACAGAUCAUCGGCAUUUUCGAUGCACAGCCCCUCACGGGCACCGGUUCCAAGAUUGCCAAAUAUCUUUACGAUAAUUUCAAGACUCGCUUUGGGAUGGAGCUUGAGAAGAUCAAGCAUUUGCCAAAAGAGUCCCCUGUGGAUGCGUUGCGAAGAACUUACCUUGGCCUCAACAAAGACCUGGCUCUUGCAGCGACACAGGCUUUCGAUAAGACUGUCGCGGCAUCAUCAACACAGCCACGCGUUGCUCUUCCCGAUCUUGGAGAUGAUGAUUUGAGCUCAGGGAGUGUUGCCACGAUUUUGUAUUUGAAGGAGAUGGAGUUGUAUGUUUCAAACAUUGGUGACGCCCAAGCACUCUUGAUUCGCUCUGAAGGAGGUCACAAAAUCCUUACUCGGAAGCAUGACCCUGCGGAGACAAGCGAGCGACAAAGAAUCAGAGAAGCUGGAGGCUUCGUCUCGCGACAAGGGAAACUGAACGACGUCCUAGAGGUGUCUCGAGCGUUUGGGUACGCGCAAAUGUCGCCUUCGGUCAUUGCUAGUCCUCACAUCCUUCACCUUACGCUUGGUGAUACGGACGAAAUGAUUCUCAUCGCGUCUCGUGAGCUCUGGGAGUAUCUUACCCCGGAUUUUGCUGUCGAUGUUGCUCGAUCUGAACGGGAUGAUCUUAUGCGCGCUGCACAGAAGCUACGCGAUCUAGCCAUCGCAUUUGGUGCGACGAAUAAAAUCACAGUCAUGCUUCUAGGAGUUGGUGACAUCAAGAAGAGACAAGGAGCUCGAUUGAAGGGUGCCGUUGGCGGGUUCGACGUAAACGACGUAUACUUGCGCAAGAAAAAGAUUCCAAAGGAUCCCCAAAACUCCACCAUAAAGCGUCUCGAUAGAGAGAUAGAUGCACCCAGAGGGGACGUCAGCUUGGUCUUCACCGACAUCAAGAGCUCAACCUUGCUUUGGGAAACGUAUCAGAAUGCCAUGAGAUCGGCCAUCAAGAUGCACAACGACGUCAUGCGCCGUCAGCUACGAAUCAUUGGAGGUUAUGAGGUCAAAACUGAAGGCGAUGCUUUCAUGGUCGCAUUCCCGACAGUCACAUCUGCUUUACUGUGGUGUUUUACGGUUCAACAGAAAUUGAUGGAGGUCCCGUGGCCACAAGAGAUUCUUGACAGUGUCAAUGGCCAAGAAGUUCUCGACCAAGAUGGCAUGGUCAUAUUCAGGGGUCUUUCUGUUCGCAUGGGUAUCCACUGGGGCACACCGGUGUGCGAGACAGAUCCUGUAACUGGGCGUAUGGAUUACUUCGGUCCCAUGGUCAACCGAGCCUCACGAAUCUCGUCCGUCGCCGACGGUGGACAAAUUACAGUAUCAACUGACUUCAUUGGGGAAGUACAACGACUUCUAGAAACGCAUAUCGAAGGCGAUCGCAAUGGCUCUGUCGGCUCAGAAGAAGCUUACAUGGACGAUGCUCUUACUCAGUCAAUACAACAGGAAUUACGAUCGCUCAGCAGCCAAGGUUUCGAAGUCAAGGAACUGGGUGAACGUCGUCUCAAAGGUCUUGAAAACCCUGAGUACAUAUACUUGAUGUAUCCCCACUCUCUCGCCAACCGUCUCACGGUCCAGCGACAAAUCGAGCAAAAGCCUGCUGAGACCCCCAGUGCGCCUCAAGCCGCUCAAAAAAUGAGUGGCAGCCAGCUCACCAUUGAUACUGAGAAUGUUUGGGAUCUUUGGAACGUGAGCUUACGCCUGGAAAUGUUAUGUAGCUCCUUGGAAAACUCCGACUCGCUGGAGCUGAAGCCACCGGAGACUGCUCUAUUGGAGAGGAUGAAGAAUCGGGGCGGCGAGAUCACAGAUCGAUUCCUUAUGAAUUUCGUUGAACACCAGAUUUCAAGAAUCGAGACUUGCGCUACAACUCUGGCCCUUCGACACAUGGUCAGGCCCUUCGGUCAAGGUUCGCUCCUCGAACAAGCCUGUCCCAUGUCCGACAUCCUUACCGAGAUCCAAUUUCAACUAUCCGAACUACAAGCAUACAAAGACGAGGCUGCAUCCCAACUCACUUCAGCCUGA
Messenger RNA from Periconia digitata, 6435 nucleotides. NCBI's taxonomy places the organism in Eukaryota, Fungi, Ascomycota, Dothideomycetes, Pleosporales, Periconiaceae. The record is from the annotation of a GenBank genome assembly.